AACAGCUGUAAACAAUAUGGCAGACGGCAUGUACUGUUGAUAUACCUCCGUGGUUUGCUUCGCGCAAAUUAGCCACUUUAGAGCUGUCAUGGGGACAGGUUGCAGCUCCGAGCACCAAGAUCUUGUGUCCAAAAAAACACCUUCAAUACCAGGAUUCAAAAUUGUCAUCAUUGGUGAUCGUGAAGCCGGAAAAACAAGUAUUUUUCUUCGUUUCCUUCAUAACCAGUUUUCUCCAAUUUAUAUCCCGACUCAAAAAGUCAAUAUUGAUAACAUGGUAUUAAAAGUGAAUCAGCCAAGUCAUGCCCUUGUCUCCAUGACUAUAUGGGAUACUCCUGGCCUGGAGGAUAUCGACCUACAAUCCAUCUAUUGCAGUGAUAUGGACGCUUUGAUUGUUGUGGUGGACUUGACAGAUGAGACAAGCAUACGUAUGGCACCUGUUCUGAAACAGAUGGCACUGAACAGAUCCUCCUUUACAGGACAAGGAGACGGGGAGAAUUCCUGUGCUCAAGUGCCUGUUUUUCUGGUUGGCAACAAGUUGGAUCUAGUGGAACAUUUCUAUGAAGAAGACAGAAUUGAAAACAGCCCAGAAAAAGUAAAGAAGAAAAAGCAAAAGUUAGCUCCUGUAAAGCCAGACUGCAUCAAACUGCUGGAAGAAGUGGCAGCUACUGGCUACUUUACAGGAAGCACUGUUGUGUCAGCAAAACUGGGUAAUGGUUCAGUCCAUCAGGCACUGCAGACAUUUGUACGUUAUAUCCUUGAAAAGCGCAACCUACAAAGACGAUGGCAGCCUGUUUCAUCUAAGGAAGAGUCAAAAAAGUCUAAGGACACACAAGGAAACACUUUCACACUUGUGGGAAUUUCCCAGUUUGAUGAGAUGUUUACUCAAGGGCAAAUAAUGGUCACUCGUGUAGCAUCUCUGAUUGCGUGCAUGAGAGAAGCCCAGAAGCAGUUUAAGGAACUCUGUGUGAUGUGUGGCGUUGUGACAGAGAAUGACUGCAGUUUGGAAGACUGCCUCGUGGGACUGAGGGAAGCCCUGGCUUCUCAAGAUAUCAAACUGAAACUUGUCCUGAAAGACAAUUUCUGCAUACUGGAGGCAAAAGGUGUUUUAAAAGACAUGGAAAUUGAGAGGAAAUUGCGAUAUGCCUUGAAGUCAUUCAAUAAAGAGUUUUCAGCUGUUUGCACAACUGCUUUGGCUGAAAUGCCCACCAUUAAGACUUCCCUGGAAAUACUGGAUAAGAGAGUGGCUAAGCUUUGUGAAGACUACAGAGUUCCACCUCCAGCACCCAAACACAAUGCCACUGACAACAGCUUCAAGAAAGACACAAGCGCCAAUGUGCUUGAUGCCAAGAAAUUAUCCAGUCUCAUAGAGAAAAACCGUGCAGUAAUGACACACUCUCAGCAUCAAGCAAUGGAGGCUGUCAAGAGAAUAGAGUCAGCACUAAAAAAAGCUAGAACAGCAUUUGCUUGGUGAAGCUGAGAAAUGAAUUCCUGCAGGCUUUCUCUUUUCAAGUGUACAUAGAGCAACUCAUCUCUUGCUUGGAAAGCUGAGAAGUGAAUUUCUACAGGCUUGCUCUGUGUAAGUGUAUACUGAAACUCUAACCUAAACUGAAACUCACACUUUUUCACCCCUUUAGUCCAGAAUUGAAUUGCUGCAGAUCUGCUACCUAUAAAAGUGUACAUAAGGAUGACUCUCUUGGCAGCAGAUUUGUUUCUGAAGGUACAAGCAAAGAGAAUUGGUACAACUGGCAGGAGCCAUUUUUCUUGUUUGGGAUUGCUGUCCUUAAUACUGUGAGAGUCUGCUGAAACUCCUUUUUAUCAUAUAAACAAAAUGAGGGACCUUAUAUUACUAUUAUUAUAUUAAUAUUACACUUCUUAAAGCAUAUAAUAUUAAUAAUUUUGUAUUGUAUCAGUCUUUUGUUGUAAAAAUUUUGUAUAGCAUUGAACAACCCAAAGUGAAAGAGACACGAUGACAUAUAUGGUUGUAGAAACAACUGUAGUUGCAAUGCUUGCUUCAGAAUAUUAUGCAGCUUUCAUUUUUGUGAUUUAAGGUAUCAGCUAUAUGCCUCUUUUCUGGUUUUUGAAGGUUUAGAAAUUUUGGGCAAAUCAAGGCAAGGUGUGCUGCUGUCUAAAAGUUUAUGACCAUACUGUAUACAGAUAUUUUUGAAACUGCAUAAUUGUUUGGACUGGCCAUAAAGACUGAUGAUACUGAUA
Messenger RNA from Pomacea canaliculata, 2211 nucleotides. RefSeq lists its product as uncharacterized. Lineage: Eukaryota; Metazoa; Mollusca; Gastropoda; Architaenioglossa; Ampullariidae. Bases 89 to 1471 code for a protein of 460 amino acids. Gene Ontology annotation, molecular function: GTP binding; GTPase activity. The transcript has 11 exons. The record is from RefSeq and is a predicted model, not a curated record.